This is a messenger RNA of Lecanosticta acicola, 302 nucleotides long. The record is from the annotation of a GenBank genome assembly. Lineage: Eukaryota; Fungi; Ascomycota; Dothideomycetes; Mycosphaerellales; Mycosphaerellaceae.
AUGUCGCACGAGAGUGUCUGGUACUCGCGCCCACGCGGCUACGGAAAGGGAGCAAGAGGCUGGUAGGUGGAGUGUCAGAUGGACAUCAAGGUCGCAAAGAGAUAGCACAAGCAGUCUGGCUAACUCGUCCAAUAGCCGUGUCUGCACCCACAAGGCUGGUCUCAUCCGCAAGUACGGCCUGAAUAUCUGCCGUCAGUGCUUCAGAGAGAAGUCUCUCGACAUCGGAUUCACCAAGGUACAUAAUGGCGUGCGAUAUGGGUUUGUAGCAUGGGCAAGGGCUGACAUUAAGAUAGCACCGGUAA